AUGGGUCGAAUCGUCAUAUUACAUCAACAAGCCCAACUAAUGGUAUGUUAUGCAUGUUUUUCUAAAGUCGGGAAAACCAAAUAUAAUAUAACUGGGAAAGUUUUAGAAUUAGUUAAAAAAAUACAUCCUAACUAUAUUGAAAAUAAUAACUGCAGCCCUUCAGUACUUUGUGGCACCUGCUACUUUAAAUUAAAAAGAAAUACGUUGAAUCACAUUAUUAAUUACAAUAAUUUUAAAGAUAGAAUAAGGAGGUACGAAGAGAAAUGUUGUUGUCAAAUUUGCGAGACAGCCCGGUUUAAUAUUGUUAAAACCAAGGUACGAAAGCAACCACCCAUUGAAAAAGUCUCAGUCGGUAGGCCAAGAAUUCGCCAAAUUGAUAUCCCACAGUCCAUAAAAAUAUGCUCUUUAUGUAAAAGUGAAAUUCACAAAGGCUUGUCCCACUCCUGUACACUUGCACAAAAAGUCUCAAACGUUGUUAAUUUAGCAGAUACGUGCCGACAACAGGUUGUCUGUAAAAUUUUAAAAACCGAAGAAUCUGCCCAAAACUGUUCCAAUUUGACUUUAAAUAAAGGAUUUGGUUCUAGUUUAUCAGUACAAGUUCAAUCGGGUAGUAGCCAAAAGAAGACAUCGCCAGUGAUUGAUACAGACACACUUAGUAAAAUUUCCAUCGAUUGUAGACUGCCCAUAAACACUAUAAAGAAGCUGAGCUAUCAUCUAAGACAGAUUGACAAACAUUUGGUGGAGCCAAAUGCAGUAAAGAAUUUAAAAGAGCUUAGUCACAGUUUGGAUGAGUAUUUUGAAUGCGUUACGUUGUCUCAUAUGGAAUCUACUAAAAAUACAAAGUCGUCGACACCCUUUGUUUUUUGUCAUAAUCUACCAGAACUAGUUGCUUUUUUGCUGAAAAAACGAGACGUACAUGAAAAUAGUUUUCACUUAAAGUUUGGCGUUGAUGGUGGCGGGGGCUCUUUGAAAGUCUGUCUCAAUCUAUUAUCUGACGAUAGUGUGUCUGAUAACCGCGAUGAAGGCAAAAACUUAAACUCGGGAAUCAAUAAACUCAUAAUAAUUGGACUUGCACCAGAAACAAUAGAAUCUUACAACAAUCUGAAAACUCUGCUUCACACUAUGGACUUGCAAUCCGUCUGUGGCCUUUGUCCAUAUACACUUGCGAUUGACAUGAAACUUAUCAUGAUCUUCCUUGGCCUUCAAUCUAAUUCAUCUUCAUAUCCUUGCCCUUAUUGUGAGGUAUGUAGCAAACAUCUGAAAGAUAUAGCAGAUCCAAGGACCAUUCAAAGCAUAUCGCGGCAAAAUGAUUUAUGGCUAAAUGAGACUGGUGGAAAUCUUUCAAAAGCAAAACUAUACAAAAGCUGCGUAAAUAAGCCUCUUAUAGUCGGAGAAGAAAAUACAAAAGUUUUAAAAUAUGUCCCACCACCAGAGUUACAUUUGCUUUUGGGCAUAACGCAGAGAAUUUUUGAUGACCUAAAACGAAAUACGCCUGACAUUGCAGAAGCGUGGAUUAGGAAAUCAAAUCUUAAAUUGGAUCACUACCAGCGUUUCAAUGGAAACAAUGCAAGAAGACUCCUCAAAACUGUGGAAGACCUAGCAAAAAUAUGUCCAGAUGAAUGGGAAGAUUCUGGAAAUAGUGAUAAUGAUGUUGAUAUUCUAGAAGGGGCUGUGCCAGAAAUUGAAAUUGCACACCCCGAAAAUCUUAAGCCUGGGAGUUUUAUUUUAGCUCAGUUUAAAGGAACAGGAAAAAGGUUGGCAAUGACGUUUAGAUAUGUGGCAACCAUUUUGAAAGUUUUUUCUGAUGACGAAUAUCAAAUUAAAUGUUUAAAAAGUCUAGACAAAGCCAAGACAACCUUUGACUAUUUAGAAACAUGCGUCUCUGUUAUUAGUAAAGAGAGCAUCAUUGGCCAGCUUUCAGAUACAACUCUAGAUUAA
This is a messenger RNA of Brassicogethes aeneus, 1938 nucleotides long. The record is from the annotation of a GenBank genome assembly. NCBI's taxonomy places the organism in Eukaryota, Metazoa, Arthropoda, Insecta, Coleoptera, Nitidulidae.